This is a messenger RNA of Lolium rigidum, 1068 nucleotides long. RefSeq names its product stress-response A/B barrel domain-containing protein At5g22580-like. The record is from RefSeq and is a predicted model, not a curated record. The transcript is spliced from 2 exons. NCBI's taxonomy places the organism in Eukaryota, Viridiplantae, Streptophyta, Magnoliopsida, Poales, Poaceae. Bases 616 to 942 code for a protein of 108 amino acids.
CAGUAUGUUGAGUCAGGGUCAGUUUUUUGAAGUCACCGGGGCAAGUGACCCAGUCGGCCAGUCUAAGGUUAACUGAUCAAGGAUGAUCAGAUCUACACUCAUAGAGCCUGAAUUAGUACAAUGCUGCAUAAUUGAGAUCCAAAAUUCAAGAUCACAAGAUCUAAGUCCAGAAUGAUGAUGCUUCUUGGGAGAGCACACAUCCUUGUGGGUCCCACAUGCCGACUCCGGUCGAGCCAGGGUCCCUCAUGGCUCGUGCUAGAUCUAACAGUGUGCUGAAGACCAGCACGAGUGGCAUGGUUUGCAAGUGAAGUGCCAGGCAAAAAAAACUAUUUACAGUUAAUGAUUACUGUGCUUGGAAUAAUUCAAUUCAAUCAAGUGUACUGCCAAGCAAAAAAAAAAGUUAUUUUUUGUGGGAAGAAAAAAUGCCUUUUUUUGCUAGUAAAAAAAAAGCCUAUUUGCAGUGGGUGACGGUGGUGGUGGCCCUCACCGGAGUAGAUCAAAGCUCUCACCACCGUCCUUAAAAUGUCAGCACCGUGGCUUGAUAAUUCGCAUCCUCUGCAAAGCCACUGGAGGAGAAACCAUAGCUUAGCUUUGCAACUUCUGUAGAGUUCAACCAUGGAGUUCAAGCACCUGUGCCUGGUAAGGUUCAAGGACGGCGUCGUGGUGGAUGACAUCAUUCAGGAGCUCAGCAAGCUCGCCGCAGAGCUGGACAUGAUCAAGUUCUUUGGGUGGGGAAAAGACGUUCUGAACCAGGACGCGCUGACACAGGGCUUCACCCACGUCUUCUCCUUGUGCUUCGACAGCGCCGAGGACCUGGCGGCGUACAUGGGCCACGAGAAGCACGGCGCGUUCGCCGCCACAUUCAUGGCUGCGCUCGACAAGGUCAUCGUCAUGGACUUCCCCUUCGUCGUUGCCAAGCCGGCGCCACAGCCCGAGGCUUGAUUCACCCCCACCAUCUGUUAGCGAUAAGCAUUUGCCAUUGCCAACCACUGUAAGGUGCAUUUUCAGGUAAUAGCCACCAUCUAUCUGCAGCUGUGAUGUACUGCACCGGUGUACCUAAGCCUCUUA